Erigeron canadensis is the source of this 1697-nucleotide messenger RNA. RefSeq names its product APO protein 1, chloroplastic. The record is from RefSeq and is a predicted model, not a curated record. The transcript is spliced from 4 exons. Bases 173 to 1513 code for a protein of 446 amino acids. NCBI's taxonomy places the organism in Eukaryota, Viridiplantae, Streptophyta, Magnoliopsida, Asterales, Asteraceae. Gene Ontology annotation, molecular function: RNA binding.
AAAAAUAGUUUAGAGGGCUAUAUCUGUCAUUAGCUUACGCUUUUCCUGAUACACUUUCCUACCCCGCCGGAAUAUCUGAAUCCAUCGACGGCAGUUGUCUUUAUUCUUCUACCGGAAUUAUCCAUCCGGGAACCCCAGGAAGCUUGAUUUUGGUGGAACAUUAGUGAAAGACAUGGACCAUGUACUAAGCUUAUGUGGUUCGUCCCCAACUAUGCUUGGAUCGUUUUCCACAACGAGGCGGGGUGUGCCAACCCAUAAAGGAUGUAACUGGCCUUACCGGGCCAAUGAUGAAGUUAGUUCCCUCUUCUUUGACAAAUGUCGAGAGCUGCAGUGCAGACGUGAACGAUACUGUACACAAACGUCAAGGACCUCCGUUCUUGCUACUCAUGAUAGUCGUUACAGGAAGAAACGGUUAACCCAUCACCAUCCUCAAAAUACAGAUCUUCCUCCAAUAUUAUCAAAGACUAAAAAGAAACCGUUUCCAAUUCCUCUAAAGAAGAUUCUGCAGACUUCAAGAGCAGAUAAAAAGCUUGCAGAAAUGGGCAUAGAGAAGCCACUUGAGCCUCCCAAGAACGGGAUACUUGUUCCAGAUCUAGUUCCUGUUGCUAAUGAAGUUCUUGAUGCUUGGAAAUUCUUGAUUAGAGGACUUUCACACCUUCUCCAUGUCAUUCCUGUUCAUGCUUGCAGUGAGUGCUCGGAAGUUCAUGUGGGUCAAACGGGCCACGACAUUCAGAGCUGCCAUGGUCCAAAAAGUGCAUCCCGGAGAAGUGCCCACUUAUGGGUAAAAGGGUCAAUUAGUGAUGUUCUUCUCCCUAUCGAGUCAUACCAUCAAUAUGAUCCUUUUGGUACUCGAAUCAAACACGAAACACGCUUUGACUAUGAUAGAAUCCCUGCUAUUGUAGAACUUUGCAUCCAAGCUGGUGUGGAGUUACCACAAUAUCCUUCACGGAGAAGGACCCAACCUAUCCGAAUGCUAGGAAAGAAAAUUCUUGACCGUGGUGGAAUCAUUGAGCCACCCAAACCACAGCUUACUGGUGAGAUUUUGGAACUUGACACACACCGGUCAAUUGAGCGGUUCCCACCUCCAGAAGACUUAGACGUGGUUGCAACGGCACAAGCAACACUAAAUGCAUAUGAGAAAGUUAGAUGGGGAGUGACCAAACUUAUGAAGAAGUACACAGUGAAGGCGUGUGGGUACUGCUCAGAGGUCCACGUGGGGCCAUGGGGCCACAAUGCCAAGCUUUGUGGGGAGUUUAAGCACCAAUGGAGAGACGGGAAGCAUGGGUGGCAAGAUGCAACAGUUGAUGAGGUUUUCCCUCCAAACUACGUGUGGCAUGUUCGUGAUCCAAAUGGGCUACCAUUGAAGAGUUCACUCAAGAGGUUCUAUGGAAAGGCUCCUGUUGUGGUUGAAAUUUGCAUGCAGGCUGGGGCACCGAUUCCUCGUAAGUAUAUGCCAAUGAUGAGGCUCGAUAUUGUGGUCCCGGAUAACGAAGAGGCUCGGUUGGUUGCCUAGAAUCCUAGAUUAUGAAAAGUGACAUGAGUGUCUGUUGUCGAAAGCUAGCUGCUUAAGUUCGUUGAAGUGCUUGUAUAUAUUACCGAUAAUCCGACAUAUCAAGUCAAAAGUUUUGUUGUAGUGAGAUCCUGUAUUAUUGAAAUACCUAAAUUUAUAGAAGUUAACCAAUCAAAAAGUUCAAACA